AUGGGUACUUAUCAGGUUGUGUUCAACCCCGUCUGUCACAUCACAUUUCAUCGAACAUGUUAUGUGCGACUGCUAACUUCCAAGCGCGUUGCAGAGAAAGCAACCGAUAUUCAUAUUUAUUUGCCUGACCCAUUGGACCAACAUUUAAUUGUCUCUGAAAUCAAUGGGGACAGUAAUAAAGGCAAUGCCAGAUAUUCUGGCACAAGCACCACUUCCAUGGAAUUGUCUCUUGUAGACUAA
Sphenostylis stenocarpa is the source of this 240-nucleotide messenger RNA. Lineage: Eukaryota; Viridiplantae; Streptophyta; Magnoliopsida; Fabales; Fabaceae. The record is from the annotation of a GenBank genome assembly.